AUGAGAAAGAAAAUCCGAAAUUUCGCGCAUGGCUGGGUGCCGCCUGGCGAACCAAAGAGAAAGGUCGGAGAAGCAAAAGAGUCAAGCCGUCUUCCGGAUACCAUCACCUGUACCCUCCGCGAGAGCGAUCUGCCACGCGCAAGACUCCGCCAUUCUGCACCGCAACGCCUCGAGUCGGCAGCUCAUCACAAUGGGAUGGAUGUGACUAACAACCAGCAGGCAGCUCGGGGUGACGAUUGCUGUACUCAGUCGCGCCCCGAGCUUCAUUGCGUGUCUUGCAACGAAGUCCAGCCAAUCGAUGGGCUCGCCCACGCCCAGCGUCGAUAUGACCAGCUGAUUUGCCCUCCAUGCCAGAACAAUCCGCAGCUUGAUGAGCGAGACAAAGCUCCCGCCGGACAACUCCCGCGGGAUGUGGCCAAGCUGCCGUCGGAACAAGUCACAGGAGAGAAAUCCGGAUUCCCAAUCGCUGCUACCGAGACCAGCGGCAUGGCUGAACAUGGGACCAUGAAAGAGUUCAGUCUGGCAAAGAAAGAGGAGACAUCGAAGCCUCAGGGUCGAUAUGUCUGGAAGCGAGCUGAGGACUGGAUGCGACGCUCAGCUUCCAAUCCAAGCACCCAAAGCUGGUCCAAUGAUCAGCAUGGAGUGGAAGAUAUGUCCUUCGAUGAUCUUUUUGAAGAUGAGGAGGAUACGAAUAUGGCGUGGACAAGUUCCUAUUAGCAGUGAUUUGCCAACGUUCCGCUGUCCAUACGCGAUCGUCCGACAAAGACGGUGAUGGACACGAGUGGACAUCAUCAUCUGCGGAGGAUUAUGGUGCUGAGAAAAAAAGGUCUUUUGCAUUUCCUCUCUCAUUCGGCAGUCUCAUAUCUACAUAGGAGAUACGAAAUAUCAUGAACAUGAAUCAUUUUGCCUUUCGCGUGGUGGAGCCUAC
Molecule: messenger RNA, 928 nt
Organism: Penicillium brasilianum
Lineage: Eukaryota; Fungi; Ascomycota; Eurotiomycetes; Eurotiales; Aspergillaceae
Source: the annotation of a GenBank genome assembly